UACGACCUUUGCGACCAUCGGAAUACGGCAGUGAGAAGAAGAUGGCGGAGGUAACAAAUGAAGCAGAGCUACUCAAGGAGAAGGCAAAUAAGUUCUUCAAAGAAAAAGACUAUGAAAAUGCUAUCAAGUACUACUCAGAGGCCCUGGAGCUCAAUCCAUCCAACGCCAUCUACUACAGCAACCGCAGCUUGGCGUACCUGCGUACGGAGUGUUAUGGCUACGCCCUGGCAGACGCUACGAAGGCCCUGGAGGUGGACAAGAACUACAUAAAGGGAUAUUACCGCCGCGCCACCUCCAACAUGGCGCUGGGCAAAUUCAAAGCUGCACUUAAGGACUACGAAACGGUAGUGAGGGUUCGACCGAAUGACAAGGAUGCAAGAAUGAAGUACCAAGAAUGCAACAAGAUUGUGAAGCAGAAGGCGUUCGAGAGAGCCAUCGCAAGUGAUGACAAAAAGAAAUCAGUCGUUGACUCUCUGGACAUAGAAAGCAUGACCAUCGAGGACGACUAUGUAGGGCCCAAACUGGAAGAUGGGAAGGUGACGUUGCAGUUCAUGAAAGACAUGAUGGAUUGGUUCAAAGAUCAGAAGAAGCUGCAUAGAAAAUGUGCUUAUCAGAUUUUAAUACAAGUAAAGGAUGUUCUCUCAAAGCUACCAAGUCUGGUUGAAAUCACAAUAAAAGAGACAGACAAACUAACGAUUUGUGGGGACACCCACGGUCAGUACUAUGACCUCCUCAACAUCUUUGAGUUGAACGGUUUACCCUCAGAGGCCAACCCUUACCUCUUCAAUGGCGACUUUGUGGACCGAGGCUCCUUCUCCGUUGAGGUCAUUCUCACCCUGUUUGGCUUCAAGCUGCUCUACCCAGACCACUUCCACUUGCUCCGAGGGAACCACGAGACGGACAACAUGAACCAGAUGUACGGGUUUGAAGGCGAGGUCAAAGCCAAAUACACAGCCCAGAUGUUCCAGCUGUUCAGUGAGGUCUUCCAGUGGCUUCCUCUUGCUCAGUGCAUCAACAACAAAGUUCUGGUCAUGCAUGGAGGACUUUUCAGCGAAGACGGUGUCACAUUGGAGGAUCUCAGGAAGAUUGAUAGGAACAGACAGCCGCCAGACUCGGGUCCGAUGUGCGACCUUCUGUGGUCCGAUCCACAGCCUCAGAACGGCCGGUCGAUCAGCAAGCGAGGCGUGAGCUGUCAGUUUGGUCCCGAUGUGACGCAGCACUUCCUGGAGCAGAACAAGUUGGACUACAUCGUGCGAAGUCAUGAGGUCAAAGCUGAGGGUUAUGAGGUCACUCACUCAGGGAAGUGCAUCACCGUGUUCUCAGCACCCAACUACUGUGAUCAGAUGGGAAACAAAGGCGCAUACAUCCACCUCAGGGGAUCAGACCUCAAACCUGAAUUUCACCAGUUCACUGCUGUGCCUCAUCCGAAUGUCAAGCCGAUGGCGUACGCCAACACGCUAAUGCAGCUGGGGAUGAUGUAGAGGCCGCGCGGCGAUGACCUGCAGUCGCUCCCUUCCCUCCCAGCUCAGCCGCUCCGGGGCUUGGUCAUGUCGUCGUUCCUGCUUAGUCUAAGGGGUUUCUCUCCCACACAAACGUCAGCUAGUUGUGGCGCAGAAACCGAGGCGUAGUUCUGAUGGGAAGAGAGCGACCUUAGACGAGCCCAGUCCAGAUUUCCUUUUUAUUCCAUCACGUUGUUUUUUUUCUUUUUCCUGGAGAAUUUCUGUUGUCCAUUUGCCUGCUUCAUGCGUGCCAUUACUGAGUUACGAAACCAACACUGCAAAAACACCAAAUAUUACCAAGUAUUUUUGUCUAGUUUCAAGUGAAAAUAUCUUAUUACAGUUGAA
Xiphophorus maculatus (southern platyfish) is the source of this 1844-nucleotide messenger RNA. RefSeq names its product protein phosphatase 5 catalytic subunit (gene ppp5c). Gene Ontology annotation, molecular function: protein serine/threonine phosphatase activity; protein binding. NCBI's taxonomy places the organism in Eukaryota, Metazoa, Chordata, Actinopteri, Cyprinodontiformes, Poeciliidae. The transcript has 13 exons. The record is from RefSeq and is a predicted model, not a curated record. Bases 42 to 1481 code for a protein of 479 amino acids. Gene Ontology annotation, cellular component: nucleus; cytosol.